UUCUGUCUGGCAACGCGUGACGCGCGCCCACAUUUCGUGUAGUCGGUUCUUUUACAACUCUCGGCCGCUGCUGCUGCAGCCGCCUCAGCCGGACGACGGGGCUGGAUAGAUGAACGAGCACAAGACGGGCACGAGAGGUCCUCGUUGACCGCCGCCUUGGCGUCGGGUGAAACGUGAUCCCGGAACUGUAAGAAUCUCGCGGCCGAGGCGCGUCAGUUCGUCCCACCUCACGGCUGCUCUUAUUAUUAUUAUCAUCAUCAAUCUCGUUACACACCUUUGCUCGGUGUUGAACGAGGAGGUCGGGAGGACGUCGUCGAGAGCCAGAAGAAGUGGCGAGAAGAAAUUAUACCUGGCGGCGCUGUCGCUGUUGGAGAAGCAUUCGCCCUUCGUCGCGACCUGAAAGGCCGUUGAAAACCUGACCCACGCCAGUGACCAUGGCCCGCAAGCAACUCCUUGUAGCCUGGAAGGCCCUACGGAGGGUCCUUCUAUUGGUCUGCGUCUGGAUGGGCGUCUGCUACGCCGUGUUCCACUUCACUCACGGAGCCGGCAACUCGUUCCUGAUUGGGCCCUUUCAGCGAUCCUUGCUACAAACAGCAGCGCCUCCUGAACAUCAUGUACCCGUGGAACCGGUCAAAUCCGUACCCACCUCGAAACUUGAGUCCUCCACGACUUCGCAACGCGACACGACGCCCGACGGCAAAGCACUCCUAAACCUGCGUCCUCACGUCGACAUAUCUCCUUCCGUCUCCAUGAAGGAGUUCCUGUCGAAACUUUCGAACAUGUCGAAUAUACCCAGAGCCUACUGGGAGAACGGUCGCAAGCCUCCCAUCAGCUCCAAGAGUUGCGUCAAAUUUCCCGAACUAUACGACCUGUCCUUCAACAACCUCUACUGGCAGAAGCUGUCCAUCCGGAACGGCACCUUCUAUAUCUACGGCGCGUACUUCGACAACCGGGCGCGAGUUGGCAACGUUCCUCUGGUGCGCAUCCUGGUCAUGGCCGACAGGAUUAAGCCGCCGCCGACGUUGUGCCAGUUGUGGUACAACAAUGGCGCCUACCCCACCAUCUCCACCACCAAGUACACCUACGCCUGGUACUCCAAAUGGGGCAACUACCAGGACGGCAUCCUGCAGCCGUUCAUCGUGACCUGCAAGGCGCCAUACCUGAACACGAAGCGCGAAGCGCCAAUGUCCGUCUCCUUGGUGGAGAAGCAGUGCGACAAGCCCACGAACAACGUGCGCGUCGUGAACAACCGGCCGGCCGUCAAGCAGGACUUCGCCGUGUGCGUCAAGGGCCUGGACUUCCUCAAGGACGACCUGAGCGUGCGCCUCAUCGAGUGGAUCGAGCUGCUCAACAUUCUGGGGGCCAAGAAGAUUUUCCUGUACGAGCUCGAGAUUCACCCCAACAUAUCCAAGACCCUGCAGUACUACCAGCAGAAGGGACUCGUCGAGCUCACGCCGAUCACGCUGCCCGGUGGCCAGCCCAACCUGCCCGGCCUGCGGCACAACUUCCUCAGCAUGAAGCUCACCCACAAGCGCCAGAACGAGCUGAUCCCGUACAACGACUGCCUCUACCGGAACCUCUACUCGUACCAGUACAUCGUUCUGCUGGACAUCGACGAGGUCGUCAUGCCCGUGCAGCACCACACCUGGAAGGAGCUGAUGACCGACGUCGUGCCGAUGGCCCUGCAGCAGAAGAACUACACGAGGGCCAGCUACAACGUCCGCAACGUCUACUUCCUCGACGACAUGAUGAACGACGAUGCCAAGCACACCGUUCACGAGGUGGGCAUCCCGGGAUACAUGCACAUGCUGCAGCACGUGUACCGCGCCAAGAACUUCACCAAGCCCGGCUCGUACGUCAAGUGCUUCCACAACGUGGAGCGCAUCGUGUCCGUGCAUAACCACUUCCCGCUCAACUGCUUCGGGACGUGCACCACGUACAGCAUCGACACGCCGUACGCCCAGCUGCAGCACUACCGCAAGGACUGCGUGGGGCCCCUGAAGAAGAGCUGCAACAGCGACUUCAAGGUCUACACCGUCAAGGACACCACGAUAUGGAGGUACAAGGACGAGCUCAUACAGAGGGCCACCAAGGCACUUAAGGAUCUAGGCUUUUUCUCAUAGCAUCUAGUGAUCAAAUUUUAAUAAUUAUGCAAGAACACAAAUGAUACAACGUGCCAGGACCCCGUCUGAACCUGUAGUGGUUCGAGCGCGUUCUUUCCGGCGUCGACUUUGCGCCGGGAAGAAUUGUUCGCUACACGUCGGGACUCGGCAGUGUAAUCCUCGCAGUGUCUAGUGAUCAAACGUGUGGUGUUGCUGGCACAGGAAGUCCCUGCCAGUCGUUCGUGUGCCUGCGGUGUGUUGGUGCUGUGCUUUUCUAUGCGGCUUACAAGUACGUAUGUGUGUGCGUGUGCGCCAAGGGCACUUAAGGACAUCGGUCGCGCUGUGUCGUGGCGUCUAAUGAUUAUCUGUCGUUGUACGCGUGACGUCAGCUCGAGCGCCGCUAGUUUAGUGCCUAUAAUGUGCGGGUUGUGCCCUUCGCUUAGUGCGUGGUUACAGACUGCGAAAGGUAACCCUGGGCUCUUAAGGCGUGUGCCCACGUCGCUUCUCACCGACUGUCUCUAGUUAUUGCGAAUCGUACGGUUGUGCGGAGAAAUCUGCCUGGACACUGUGUGCUUCAUGUUGUGCCCGCCUUAUCUGGAUUGUAUUAGCACCUUUAUUGACGGACAUUUUUUUUUCUUGUGCCAUAGCGUUCCUGGAGUGCCACGCGCGUGGUAAAAGUGUAACGACUGGUGUUGUCACGAGUUGGAAGUGUAUACGUUUUUGGUUGAGCCUGGUGAACACUUGAGAGAAACUGUUGUUGGAUCUUUUGUUGCUAGUACUGUCAGUCCUGUUUGUCAACUUUUUUUUCCCUCAGUUGUACAGACUUCGUCUCGUUUAAGGUGCAAGUUGCGAAUGGUGUUUUUUGUCACUAUGUACAAAGACUAACACUCAUUUGUGACGUUAGAGUCGUGCGGAUUGUGCUGGAAUUGUUGUUUUGCGUGAGUCGUAGCCAUGAUGCAUUCAUUCUGAUGGUUCUCGAUGGCAUGGCUGUGGUCGAGCGAUUUUUUUUUUUUAUGCCUUGCCAAGAGCGCCUGCUAGAUGUUUUGGUUAGUUAUCGCGUCCUUGUUCUCACUUAAGUGUGAUAAGUCCGUCACACCAUUUUUUUCCUCCUCCGCCUGUCCACCUGCGGUUGCAUCGCAGAUGUGUAUUUAUUACUGUGAUUCCGAGCCCAGGACGUGGAAACCUCGGGCAGGCUUAGUUAAGGCUUAGAAACUGGAGUGGCAUCAUGGCUACCCCAGCGCAGUAUUCAGCGCCGAUGUGUGGCGUUUAUUGUACAUAAAGAAAAUACAUUCAGGAAAAUGUUCUUUCGGAGAAACGUGCUGGUCAUAACUGAGUUCAUUCCUGUAGGAUAAUUUUUUCUUGCUGUUUUCUUUUUUAUUUUUAUUUUUCGUCGCACGAUGUUUGUAUACGAACAAGGGGACGCUGGGGGGCGUGGCCUGAUCGCGCGACAUCCGUCUCUACGAGUUGUCGCUACAAUAAACAUUUUAUUUGUUAAAAAAUAACCGGCCUACUGUGCCUUGCUUGUGUUGUGCUGUUUGCCAACCGAACAGCUCAAGCUAUAUUUUGUACGAAGGCAACAGUGAAUUCGUUUAUCUCCCAUUCGACGUCACAUAUACAGGGUGUUUCACCGAACACUUUCAAAAACUUUUAACUGUUACCAGUGGCAGUUAGUACAAUUGUAGUUCAUGACAUAGUCUAGUCAAAGAGGCGGACGUUACCUGCCCCCAAAAAGUGAAAUGCAUUAUCGACCAAUUAACAAAAAUUCACUAAUUAACUUAUUAACUAAUUACCUUAUAGCCCAUAUUGCAAUUUACAAAUUCUAGCCGUGCAGUUCGCAAGGCUUAUCCAUUUGGAACGAAUUCUCAGGAUGACACCAGUUUCGAGAUAUUAAUUCCCGAACUUUGCGGAGAAAUGCAUUGGCGUUCCAGUUGCUUUUGUGCUUCAAUGCCUAAAACCGCGCUUUGUGAAGAAACCGCGGGCAACCAUCAAAAUUUUUGUGUUCGCUGAAACGCCCUGUAUGUUCUCCAAUUUUGUCUUGCUUUGAUGCUGCUUGACGUGUUUUAUCAUCAGAAAACGUGGACUGGACGAGCGCGAACUACCAGUUGUGUGUGAUUUCGACAGAGGAGUAAACAAACCAACUAGUCCUCAAAUAUGUACUUGUGAGAGUAUUAAUUACUAUGCAGACUUUAAAUGUCUUAAGACAGUAGACCAGAACACUUGCGAACAAGCGUUUAGACACACAUACGAGCAGAAUUUUUACUCUGCGGUCGGUGGGAGUUAUCCAAUUAAAAUGGGACAGCGCCGGCCCAUUGAACAGUAGUACGACACUUUUCAGCACUGCAAUAGCUAUAGUACGAAAACAAAGCAAAUAAAAGUAUGUGCUUUUCUUUUUGUAA
This is a messenger RNA of Dermacentor silvarum, 4498 nucleotides long. RefSeq lists its product as uncharacterized. The record is from RefSeq and is a predicted model, not a curated record. Lineage: Eukaryota; Metazoa; Arthropoda; Arachnida; Ixodida; Ixodidae. Bases 435 to 2123 code for a protein of 562 amino acids. The transcript is spliced from 2 exons.